AUGAACUUCUUUAGCAGUUCAACGUCACGCCUCAUUAUCCCACGUUGGAAACGACCGGGUACACAAGCAGUUCAACAUGACACACUAUCAACCAAUUGUAAGUAUGCGAGCACUGAAGGGCGCUUUUCAAUUAUUGAUAAAAGACAUAAAGAAUCAGCGAGUAUGGAGUCAUCGGAUUCAUCAUCUGACGAUGAAUUAGAUUUGAAGGACAAAAAAACAAUCUUCACCGGAACCAGAUACGACCACUAUGUUUCAUUCCGGUCAUCAACAGCAACCACUGCAUCUUCACAGCAGCAAUCACAAUCCGGGCUUAAGAAGGGUAAGCAGAUGAAUGGAUCACGCUUCAGAAUUGUCCCCGUGGAGUCAUGUUAUGAACGUGGUCGUUGGGCAUGCUGCGAUUUCUAUAACACGGAACCCGCUAAGCAGCAACGUGAGCGCCGUACUUCGCCACUACCGCUAUUCAGCAGCUCGAGUAGCAGUUUACCCACAAAAUCCUUCAAAAGUACCUGUAAGUCGUCGAUGGUUUCGCCGACCGAUAAUGUGCCGCAUACAGCUCCUCCAAGUGAUCAGCAGUUUACAACCUUCUUGUUUGACUUCUUUGAUGAAUCCGAUACUGGUAAUCAUCUUCCAACGAAAGCACAUGGUAAUUACAGCAGAACUCAACAGUUAUCAUCAAAUCAUUUGAUAUCACAAAAAAAAGCCGUUAAAAUUUUAUUGGAAAACAACGCAGACAAUGAAAAUAAACCAAAAUCAAAUGUAAUGGAGACUGGACUGGCAUUGAGUGGACGUAUGACACCGGUGGAAAUGUUGAACAACUUUGGAUUAGAACGAUCGUUGACAGCAACGUAUAGUGAUAGUCGAUCCAUACUGGAACUAUUGCCUGGAACAAUAUCACCAAUUGGAAAUUCAAAAUUGCUGAAAUCAAAUGAACCGAUCGAAUGUGAAAAGGUCGAGAGGCAUGUUUUUCAUAUUAUCAUACCUUAA
This is a messenger RNA of Brugia malayi, 984 nucleotides long. RefSeq lists its product as uncharacterized. Lineage: Eukaryota; Metazoa; Nematoda; Chromadorea; Rhabditida; Onchocercidae. The transcript has 7 exons. Bases 1 to 984 code for a protein of 327 amino acids. The record is from RefSeq and is a predicted model, not a curated record.